Molecule: messenger RNA, 3725 nt
Organism: Seriola aureovittata
Lineage: Eukaryota; Metazoa; Chordata; Actinopteri; Carangiformes; Carangidae
Gene: bnip3lb
Product: BCL2 interacting protein 3 like b
Exons: 6
Coding region: 249-920 (223 amino acids)
Biological process (GO): defense response to virus; positive regulation of apoptotic process; mitochondrial outer membrane permeabilization
Cellular component (GO): nucleus; mitochondrial envelope; mitochondrial outer membrane
Source: RefSeq, a predicted model, not a curated record
ACGGUCUGACGUCAUCACCCAGCUCCGGGAAGGUCUGAGCGGCUCGCGGCUGCUGCCUUCAGACCAGCUAACGGACGAAAACAAACAGCAGUGCUUUAGCUUAGCUAGCCGGUCACUGAAGAAACGGGGUACCAGGCGACUCGGGUCAGUUGUACUAUCCCACGUCUGAAUGUGUGCAGAUAAGUUGGUGCGCGUUUUGCACUGACUUGAGCCUUUUAUGCAACCCGCCCUGCUCACCAGGCACGAAGAUGUCCAACGCUGCUAACAGUACUUCUACAGACAACAACGGAGACUCUGGGCUAAAUGGCUCCUGGGUGGAGUUGGAGAUGAACAGAGGUGCAGCUGGCUCGGCCCAGUCGCCCUCCACAGGCGGCCCGGCCCCGGGCCUGCUGCCCCUCCCUCAGGUGGAGGAAGAGGAGGCCAUGGUAGGGGGGCUGGAGCACGUCCCGUCCUCAUCUUCAAUCCACAACGGAGACAUGGAGAAGAUCCUGUUGGAUGCCCAGCACGAGUCGAGCCGCAGCAACUCCUCCUGCGACAGCCCUCCACGGCCCCACAGUCCCCAGGAUGAUGGACAGAUCAUCUUCGACGUGGAUGUGACCGGCAGAAGAGACAGCCAAUCAGAAGAGGAUGUCUUGGACAAGGAGAGGGACAUGGACAUCCUAAUGAAGGACGCAGACUGGGUUGCUGACUGGUCUAGUCGACCAGAAAACAUUCCCCCCAAGGAGUUUCAUUUCCGCCACCCUCGACGCUCAGUAACGCUCAGCAUGAGGAAGACUGGGGCCAUGAAGAAAGGAGGCAUCUUCUCCGCUGAGUUCCUCAAAGUCUUCAUCCCCUCGCUGCUACUAUCACACAUCCUCGCUCUGGGGCUGGGAGUCUAUAUCGGAAAGAAGUUGACCACGCCACCCGCCAGCUCUUUCUGAAGCUGAAACGGAAGAAAAGUGCCUGAGAAGUGGCCAUGAGUUGUUGGAGAAAGCUUUGCUGACGUGAGAAGAACGAACGCCCGUCUCUCCUCCCUCUGUCCCCGCCUGCCCCUGCUUCCCCUCCUCGUCCCUGAGAUAUGACAUGUUCUCAGGAGAAAUGCAUCUGCCCCCCCCUCCUCCCCCACCCUUUUUUCUUGAUUGGCUAUUCUCUGACUGUCUGUGGAUACCCCCCCUUCCCCUUAUAUCCUUCACUCAUUUGUAUAAGCUUUUCAAAGAAUGAAUAAGGUCAUGUUUCCCUUUCCUCAGCGACUGUGUUCAAAUGUUUAUAAUGGGUGGGUUUUCAGGGAGGGUCGCAGCAUUAAACCAAACUCUUCUACUACACACGCUGUCCCAUUGCCCUUUGAUGGUCUGACAAAAGGGAGGGACUGUCCAGUUUUAGAACUGACCACAGAUUGUGCCACCUACACAAGUAGCCCAACUCUCGACCCCAAAAGGGUUCGACCAAAUUCAGAGUCAGCUAUGCGAACUGAAAAUGUGAUCAUGCCUUUUUUGAAAGUAGCCAUUUUGUUCAUCUUCUUUAGGUAGUACUGCCUUUUUCUUUUUAAAUUUAUUUCACAACAGCGGUGGCUUAUUGAGGAGUUGUAAUGGAAGGAGUUACCAUAGUGGCCAUCCCAAACCACCAAGCGCUCAUGAAUUGCACUGUCUCUGAGAGUCUCUGGCUGUGUUUGCCAGAAGAGAGAGACAGAGAUGUGACACUUUCACCUUUUCUGUGAUGGAAACUAGAAAUUAAAACAAUUCAGUUCUGCAGCUGAAUGAAUUUUCUUGCAAAGUGACAAUAACUGGAAACCAGGGUGUGGAUGUUUGUUGCGCAGGCAGGCAGUGUGUCCCUCUCCGUGUGUACACUAACAGUAUUUUGUGGUUGGGUCAACAGCGCUGUACGGUCAAGAAACGUCUGUGUCCAUGUUGUCCUUCCAGUGAGCCUCCUGGUCUGUCUACAACGUAUUGUAGCACUACUUUGGUCUUGACUGGUCGAUUCCCGCUUACCUUUACUCCAGACCGGGCUGGAUAUUUCAUGGGACUGUGCUGAUAUUUUCUUUUUAGUGUGGAUUUUGUGUAAUCAGAAAGGAUUUGAUGCCAAAAAGCUUGAAAAUAUGAGACAUAAAGCUACGGACAUUUGUUUUCAUGAUGUUUAACUGAUUUUAUUUACAAAAGUAAAAGGUAUUUCAUAAAAAACUAGAAGUUAAAUAUCGAACUUGAAAGAAUUGAAGAAUUAUACAAGGAAUUUUACUUUGAAGAUAUCAGGAGAAGCCGUAAUUAUUGUCCAGUAGUAGCCAGCCCUGCAUCCGAACACUCCAUCAUAUUUGCCAAAAUUUCAAAACCAAACAGGUAGAAAUACUUCAUCACGCUGCUGAUGAAGGGAACUGACUUCAGGGUCGGUCUGUGUUUGGGCAGGCAGAAGGUACCUGGUGAUCAUUUCUACAUUUGUUUGUCUUCCUCGAGUGACGCCUUAGACGUGCAGCAACUUGUAACUGACUGAAGGGAUUGUCUAAGCACAGGUACUUGGCUAGCAUGUCCAGUAAGGUUGUGUACUCACACAGCAUGAUUUGAAUAGCUCGAUAUCAGACAUCGGCCUCACCGCAGUAUCUCUGAGGUUGGACUGUGGUCAGUUUUGUACAAGUGGACCUUCUGUAGCCAGACCUGGUUCAAAUAAUAUUUUAUUCAGAAGUUCUCAUCAAACACCAGAUCUCUAGAAGUUCUUGUAUGACUUUUUUUUUUUUUUUGCAGCAGCAGCAGACUUAUUCCAUGCAGAACUAGGUAAUUCCUAGAGAUCUGGUUUGUGGCGAGGGAACAGAGGAUUUGUCCUGAAUUCCACCAGCUCCCUGAGAAAGACAUAUUUUCAUUCAGGAGUAAACACCUCGUUGCAGAAUAGAGUAACAGCACAAGUUUUGAGAUAUAGGACGACAUGAGUUCCAGAUGUCAAGGUGAACAUCAUGUUGCCUCUACAUGGAACCUGCAAUGUCAUAUUUUUGACACUGAAACUCAAGAAGACCGUUUGUUUGCAGACGACACAAAUGGAAAAAAAAAAAAAAAUGCAUUUCAGUGUCAAGCCUCAUUGAGUGAGAAAAGAACAGACAAAAAAAGCUUUCAUGACAAACAAAAGAAGAAAGAAAAUCUUUAGUUGAUUGUGAGUACUUCAUGAAUGCGUCGACCCUUCUUGGAAGCUAAAGUUGGAAAAGUGUCUGUAAAAACUGAAUUGACUGUACUUUUCCUCUUGUGAACAGCUGCCUGAUGCGUUAAAGUUGUGACGUCGUGCAGGUUCACUCAGGGCGUGCCAUCUACUUUUUUAAACUUGUUACAAGAAGCUCGUUAUCGACCAGCAGUGACCACGUUAGGGUGUCGACUUUGCUCUCGUCAUCCAUUUCAACCGCAGAGAUACUGCACUGUUUUUUUGUGCGACAGCCUUGUUUUUUGCCUGUGUUUGUACGUGCAGCAUUUUGAAGUAGUGGAUUGUUUGUUCUUUCCUGGUUGUUUUUGUUUUUUUCCUGAUGUUGGAGAAAGAUUGUGAACGCACAGAGCGGGAGUCGAGACGUGGAUCAUUUCGGAAAAAAGUGUGAAAAUAAAAACUAUUGUUGAUGGCAGGGCCUGAUGUGAAUAGGAAAAUGAAAGUGUGGAAAGAGACCCCCCCCUCAGAUUGCAAUGGUCUAACAGUAGUUAUUGUAAUGAUGCAUUUGCUUUAAUUUUCUUUUUUCCCACUACAUUGGAAAAAUUGAUAAACAUUUUGUCAUUAAACAUUACCUGAAUGAA